UGCUUGGUCAAUAAGCAUUUUGGAAAAUCUGUAUUAGCUUCAGACACAAGCUCCACCAAAUGCUCAACACUUAUCUUUACUUUAUGUUUCUAUACAUAUACAUGUGUUUAUAUAUAGAUAUAUGUAUAUUUUUAUUCAUGAGAUGUGACGAAUGUUUUUUUGCUUUAAUCAUUACUCUACACAUGUUUUUUUGCUUUUGCUCCUCAUAGUUGAUAUGUAUGCUCAACAACCCCAGAUAAUUCUUUCAUUUAGGGUUCUCAUUUUCUUUAAAAGUUUCUACAGUAGUCAGAUUCUUGAUUGAAAUUAAGUGUCUUUCCAUCUCGGUUUUCUAGUUCUUGAUUGUUCUUGGAAACUUGAGUUAAAAUGUUGAUUUUGUGGAGUUUCUAGAUGGAAAUCUGAGUGCUUUUCAUGUGAGAUUUUCUACUCCUUGAAAUUUGUUGGAAAUUUGAUUUAAAAAAUCUUGAUAUUAUGAAGAUUCUCCGUGGAAAUCAAGUGUUUUCAUGUGUAGUUUUCUAGUUCUUGAAUUUUCUUGGAAAAUUGAGUUGCAAUCUUGAUUUUAUGGAGAUUCUAGAUGGAAAUCAGAGUAACCCUUGAAUUUUCUUGAAAAAGUGAGAUGGGAUUUUGAUUUUAUGGGUGAUUCUUGAAUCUUGAUUGACAUGGGCUUUCAGUUUAGACUUCCGAUUUCAUGCUUAGAUGCUUGAAUAUUCAAUUUAAGACAAAGGGUGCUUGAAUUAUCAAAAAAGUUUUCUUUUUUUACACAUUAAAUUUUGGGAUUUUGAUUCUAGAAUCAUGAUGACAAUAUCUUCGCCCUCUAAAGAUGACAAUUUGGGAAUGGAUAAUGGAAAAUAUGUUCGAUACACACCCGAACAAGUUGAAGCUUUAGAAAGAUUAUAUCACGAUUGCCCAAAACCAAGCUCCCUUCGUAGACAACAACUCAUUCGUGAGUGCCCAAUUUUAUCCAACAUCGAGCCAAAGCAAAUCAAAGUUUGGUUUCAAAAUCGAAGAUGUAGGGAGAAGCAGAGGAAGGAGGCAUCAAGACUACAAGCUGUUAACAGGAAACUAACAGCAAUGAAUAAGUUAUUAAUGGAGGAGAAUGAUCGAUUACAAAAACAAGUUUCUCAUUUGGUGUAUGAAAACAGCUACUUUCGUCAACAAACUCAAAAUGUGACACUUGCCACCACAGACACGAGUUGUGAGUCAGUGGUGACAAGCGGGCAACACCACUUGACACCUCAGCAUCCACCAAAGGAUGCAAGUCCUGCAGGGCUUUUGUCGAUUGCUGAGGAGACUUUAACAGAGUUUCUAUCAAAGGCAACUGGGACAGCAGUGGAAUGGGUCCAAAUGCCUGGGAUGAAGCCUGGUCCGGAUUCCAUUGGAAUCAUUGCUAUUUCUCAUGGUUGCUCGGGUGUUGCAUCAAGAGCUUGUGGUCUUAUUGGUCUUGAACCCACACGAGUUGCUGAAAUCCUUAAAGAUUGGUCAUCCUGGUUUCGUGACUGCAGGGCAGUUGAUACUCUUAAUGUGCUUUCAACAGCAAAUAAUGGGACAAUCGAGCUGCUUUAUAUGCAGCUUUAUGCACCUACUACUUUAGCACCAGCUCGUGACUUCUGGUUACUACGGUAUACGUCUCCUAUGGAGGAUGGUAGCCUAGUGAUUUGUGAAAGAUCAUUGAACAACACUCAGAAUGGUCCUAGUAUGCCACCUGUCCCUCAUUUUGUAAGAGCAGAAAUGCUGCCAAGUGGUUAUUUAAUAAGACCAUGUGAAGGUGGUGGCUCCAUAAUUCACAUAGUUGAUCAUGUUGAUUUAGAGCCAUGGAGUGUUCCUGAAGUUUUGCGCCCUUUAUACGAGUCAUCCACUUUACUUGCUCAAAGGACGACAUUUGCGGCGUUUAGUCAUUUAAGGCAAAUUUCACAAGAGAUUUCUCAGCCAACAGUCACAAGUUGGGGAAGAAGACCAGCUGCUCUUCGUGCACUUGGCCAGAGAAUGAGCAGAGGUUUUAAUGAAGCCGUGAAUGGUUUCGCGGACGAGGGAUGGUCGGUGACGGAAAGUGACGGCGUUGAUGACGUCACCGUUUUUGUAAACUUGGCUCCGGCAAAGGCGACGGGUGCGAAUCAGAUGUAUGCCGCCCAUGGGAUUCCGGUGGUCAGCAACGCAGUGUUAUGUGCUAAAGCCUCGAUGUUAUUGCAAGAUGUGGCUCCUGCGAUACUUAUGAGAUUUUUAAGAGAAUAUCGAUCUGAAUGGGCGGAUAGCAGUAUGGAUGCAUACUCUGCUGCUUCAGUGAAAGCGGGUCCCACAAGCUUGCCUAUGGCUAGAAAUGGAAGCUUCGGUAGUCAAGUUAUUCUUCCAUUGGCUCAUACCCUUGAGCACGAAGAGUUCAUGGAAGUGGUUAAGCUUGAAAACAUGGGCCAUUAUCAAGACAACAUGAUGAUGUCACCUGGUGACAUCUUCUUUCUGCAGCUUUGCAAUGGAGUUGAUGAGAAUGCAAUCGGAACCUCCGCAGAACUUGUUUUUGCCCCAAUUGACGCCUCAUUUACCGAUGACGCCCCUCUCCUUCCAUCUGGUUUUCGUAUUAUUCCAAUUAAUAAUAAACUGACUCAAAAUCCAACACGUGACCUGGCAUCAACACUGGAGGUGGGGGUGGGCCCACCCCGGAAUCAAAGAGCUUCCAAUCAGGCGGGGCCCACAAAGUCAGUUAUGACAAUCGCGUUUCAGUUUGGUUUUGAGAUUCAUCUUCAAGAAAACAUUUCAGCCAUGGCUAGACAAUAUGUACGCAGCAUUAUAUCAUCAGUUCAAAGAGUCGCUUUGGCUCUUUCACCUUCUCCUUUUGGGUCUCCGAGUUUACAGGGUAACCCUGAAGCUCACACACUCACUCAUUGGAUCCAACAAAGUUAUAGUUGCUUUUUAGGUGAGGAGCUUUUUAAAAGUGUUGAUGAACGAAGCGAAUCUGUUCUUAAAACACUUUGGAAUCACUCGGAUGCCAUAACAUGUUGCUCUGUGAAGACUUUGCCAGUUUUCACUUUUGCCAAUCAAGCGGGGCUUGAUAUGCUGGAGACAACGUUAGUUUCACUUCAAGAUGUUUCAUUGGACAAGAUUUUUGAUGAAAAUGGAAGGAAGAAUGUUUUUUCAGAGCUCCCACUGAUUCUGCAACAGGGUUAUGGUUGUCUUCCUGGGGGUGUAUGCUUGUCAAGUAUGGGGAGACCCGUGUCGUAUGAACGUGUAGUGGCAUGGAAGGUGUUAAAUGACAAUGAUACCCCUCAUUGUAUAGCCUUCAUGUUUGUCAACUGGUCAUUUGUUUGAUUUUCCUUCUCUUGGGUACAUCAUAAGAAAGAAAAAAAAAAACAAGAAAUAGUGGUAUAGAAAUGUUUUACAAAAUGAAGAUACCCUUUGAAAAUUUGAAUAUCCAAAUAGCAAACAUGGCUUCCAGUUCCUUGUUAUGUAUUGGUACACUUGUGUAGUUUGUUUGUAAUUGUAUAGCUCUUUCUGCUUGUUGAUUAAUUUAAAGAUGGAGGUUAGUUUUAGGGAUCUAAA
Lactuca sativa (garden lettuce) is the source of this 3525-nucleotide messenger RNA. RefSeq names its product homeobox-leucine zipper protein ATHB-8. Gene Ontology annotation, molecular function: lipid binding; DNA-binding transcription factor activity; DNA binding. The record is from RefSeq and is a predicted model, not a curated record. NCBI's taxonomy places the organism in Eukaryota, Viridiplantae, Streptophyta, Magnoliopsida, Asterales, Asteraceae.